Messenger RNA from Gregarina niphandrodes, 762 nucleotides. Its product is annotated as proteasome subunit alpha type. The transcript is spliced from 4 exons. Lineage: Eukaryota; Apicomplexa; Conoidasida; Eugregarinorida; Gregarinidae. The coding region runs from base 1 to 762 and encodes 253 amino acids. Gene Ontology annotation, cellular component: nucleus; proteasome core complex; cytosol. The record is from RefSeq and is a predicted model, not a curated record. Gene Ontology annotation, biological process: ubiquitin-dependent protein catabolic process.
AUGUCCCGCAGCUCAGCAUCCUAUUACGAUAGGCAAAUCACAGUGUUCUCUCCAGAAGGGAAGCUGUUUCAAGUUGAGUAUGCAUUUCGGGCGGUUGAGGCGGCGAACAUAACAGUGGUGGCGUUGAGAGGAAAAGAAGCGGCUGUGAUCGUUGGACAGAAAAAGGCUUCAAGUCAAGCGUUGGCUCAGGACAAGUUGUUGGACGCGUCGUCGUUGUCUAGUAUGUACUUCGUGACACCCAAAGUCGGUGGUGCGUUUGUUGGUAUGCCAGCCGACUGUAGGUCGAUGGUGUACCGUGCUCGACAGAAGGCGUCGAAUUUCAGCUUUGAUAAUGGGUUCGAGAUACCCAUACAUCAUUUGGCGUAUAAGAUUGCUCAAAUUAACCAAGUAUUCACUCAGCACGCGUACAUGCGGCUUCACGCUUGUGUUGGUAUUUUGAUUGGUAUUGACGAGGAGACGCGCGCUCCUAAGAUUUUCAAGUUCGACCCGGCUGGUUGGUUUACUGGCAAUAAGGCCGCCGUCGUCGGUAAUAAAGAGGCUGAGGCCACUAACCUGCUGCAGAAAUUGAUAAAGGAUAAGGAACCUGAUACGCUGGAUGAGACUGUUAUGGGGGCUCUGGCCACUCUACAGCAAACACUGGGAAUGGAUAUGAAGGCGGCCGACUUAGAGAUUUCCUACGUCACAGUCGACAACCCCAACUUCAGGUUAAUGGCAGAGGCUGAUGUGGAUCGGUAUUUGACUAUGGUGGCGGAACGCGACUAG